UUUGUCUUGCGUAGCCUUGGCUUUGUGACAUCUUCAGAUAGAGAAGGAAAGAGGUUCUUCAGCCCAGAUGGAGCUCAGAGUGGAGAUGGAGGAACCAGACCAGCCCCGAAGAGGGAAGAGGGUCCCAUGAAAUGUGGGGCAGGAGAAGUGUUGGGUUCCCAGACAGAAUGGCUCAGGAUGCCCUGGAGGAGAAGGCCUUCCGCGCACACCUUCAGCGCCAACGCUUCUGGCGUUUCCGCUUCCAGAAGGCCUUGGGGCCCCAAGAGAUGGAAGCUGUUUUGGAGCCCAGAGUGAUGGUUGAGGAGCCACACCAGACCAGCCCCAAAGGAGGAAGAGAUCCCAAUAAAACGUGGGACAGGAGAAGAGUUGGAUUCUGGGAGAGAACAAAGGAUGAUCUAGAGGAGAAGGCCUUCACUGCAGACCUUCAGAGCCAACGCUUCCGACGCUUCUGCUAUGAGGAGGCCUUGGGGCCACGAGAGGUCUGCAGCUACCUCCACUUUCUCUGUUGCCAAUGGCUGAAACCCAAGAAACAUACAAAGGCGGAGAUGCUGGACCUGGUGAUCCUGGAGCAGUUCCUGGCCGUCAUUCCUGCGGAGAUGGGGCGCUGGGUGAGGGAAUGUGGGGCAGAGACCAGUUCCCAGGCCGUGGCCUUGGCUGAAGGCUUCCUCCUGAAUCGGGCCCAAGAAGAGAAGGCGCUGCAGGAGAAGCAGAAGGAGAGAGAGGUCCUUCAGGCCCAGGAGGUACCAUUGGAUACCAGGAAUAUAUUAUCUUCUGGCUGGAUUGAACUAGAGGACAACACAGGAGAGUCUCCAUUAGGAGACGAGCCAAGGGUGCUGGGAAGACCUGGCAGCUCCGCUCUUUCUGAUGCAGAAGAAAUGGCAUCCAUUCAGCAAGACCAGGUGAUAUUUGAGGAUGUGGCUGUACAUUUCAGUGUGGAGGAGAGGGCCUUACUAGAUACGGAUCAACGGGCCCUGCACUGGGAGGUCAUGGAUGAAAAUUAUAGGAUGGUGGCUUCUCUGGGUGGUGAUGGACAAGGGAGUGACAACGAGGGAGCUCCAAAUAUAAUGUGGUUGAACACAGAGAGAUGUCAUAAGGAAGAAGAAAUGGAAACAGAAGGAUAUAAUGGGAAUCAGUGCCCUGUCGACAUCAGAGAAAUCACAAUCGAAGAGACAAUAGAUGAAAGCAGGGAGAUGGGAAACAGCCCUGUCUAUGAGAAUGGCUUCUUCCAGGAGGCGUCGAGUACAAACAAUAAGAAACACCAAAUUGUGGGCAAGCCAUAUAAAUGCCUGGAGUGUGGAAAACGCUUCCCUCGAAAAGGAGGCUUGCGUAGACACCAAAGCACCCACACAGGAGAGAAGCCAUAUCAAUGCCUGGAGUGUGGAAAAUGCUAUACCCAAAAGGAUAGUCUCAGUAGACACCAAAACACCCACAUGAGAGAGAAACCCUAUAAAUGCCUGGAGUGUGGGGAAUGUUUCUUUCGUAAAAGAUACCUCAAGACACAUGAAAGAAACCACCCAAGAGAGAAGCUGUAUAAAUGCCUGGAGUGUGGAAACUCCUUUUAUGAAGAAGGAAGCCUCCGUAGACACCAAAACACCCACUUGGGAUUUAAGCCAUAUCAAUGCCUGGAGUGUGGAAAAUGCUAUACCCAAAAGGAUAGCCUCAGUCGACACCAAAACACCCACACGGGAGAGAAGCCAUAUAAAUGCCUGGAGUGUGGGAAAGGUUUUUCUGAUAAGAGAAGUCUUAUUAGACAUGAAGUGAAACACAGAGCAGAGGAAUCCUAUAAAUGUCUGGAAUGCGGGGAGAGUUUCUCUUUGAGAGAGAGCCUAAGUCUACACCAAAACACCCACUUGGGAGAGAAGCCAUAUAAAUGCCUGGAGUGUGGAAAACUCUUUAGUCAAAGCUAUUCCCUCCGUAAACACCAAAACAUCCACAUAGGAGAGAAGCCAUAUCAAUGCCUGGAGUGUGGAAAAUGUUUCUUUCGGAAAGGAGCCCUGAAGAGACACGAAAGAAUCCACACAGGAGAGAAGCCAUAUCAAUGCCUGGUGUGCGGAAAAGGAUUUACUGAGAAGACCAAUUUUAUUGGACAUGAAAUGAAUCACAGAGGAGAGAAACCCUAUCAAUGCCUAGAGUGCGGGAAGAGUUACAGCCUGAAAUGUGUCCUUAAAGCUCACCAGAACAGGCUUACGGGAAAGUGUGGGAAGAGUUUUGGCUACAAAUUAGACCUCACAAAUGUCCCGGAUAGUCGUACAGAAGAUGAGACCAACGUCAUGUCUGGAGUGAGGGAAGAGCUUCCAUUGGAGAGCAGUUUCGAGGCCCACUAAAAAGCCCACGUGGGAGAGAAGGCAGAACGUCUGGAACCUGAUCAAUCCUCAAAGUUUACUGGAAUGUUCUUACAAAGAGAAACUGUCCACAUUCCUGCCUUUUGGAAAGAGUUGAGUUGCACAACA
Molecule: messenger RNA, 2450 nt
Organism: Anolis sagrei ordinatus
Lineage: Eukaryota; Metazoa; Chordata; Lepidosauria; Squamata; Anolidae
Source: RefSeq, a predicted model, not a curated record